UUCCUUCUGACUGUUGAACCGACACUAUGAAGACAAUCAUCAUUUAUCCUGUGUAAUCAUCUUCCUAAUCAAUCCUCAUCUUAUCAUCUUCAUCAUCACCAUUGUCUGUGUAUUUUUUUUACUUGUUUAUGUUCAAAUAGAGAGAAAGCAAAGGAGAGAGAGAGAGAGAAAGAGAGAGAGAAAGGGAGAAAGAAAUAAAUAUUAUCAUCAUUAGAAAACAAUAAUAACUAUUAAUUGAUGAUAAUAAUAUUUUUCAUCAUCAUUCUCAUCAUUAUUGGAUAAAUGAAAGUGAAGAGAAAAAGAAAAAUAGAAAGAGAGAGUAACAGUAAGAGUGAGAAAGGAGAAGACAGAAAAUAAGAGAGAGAGAGAGAAAGAGGAAGACGAGAAGAAGAUAAGAAAGAGAGAGAACAAGUUUCUCUCUUCCAAAUGAGCUUAAAUUAGCUUCUCAAUCAAUCAGUUUAUCACUUAUCCUCUAUCAGUGUACAUUGUAUCCUUUUUACUUACAACUGACCAACACUCAUCUUACUCUUUCCUCAUUACUGAGCUGAAAUUGUCACUGCCCAACCCUCAUCUUCAUCAUCAUCAAUACUCACACAUCAGUUUCUGAAUAUCUUCAUCUGUCACCUAUUAGAGGGAGAGAAGUAACAAAAAAAGAUUGACCAACCCCUGAUACUGACCAUUGAUAAAAUGUAACUUGAAAUUGAAUUUUUUUCAUGUUACAACAAAACAAAAUCUCAUAUCAUAAGGAAUAAUCAACAAACAAAAAACAACAUUGUGACCAAUAAGUGACCAAUUGAAUGUGGACAAAGCAAUUAUUACAUAUCAUUCAUCUUGAUUUUCAUCAUCACAAUCAUCAUCAUCAUCAUUAUCUUAUAAUCAUCAUCAUUGACCAACAAAAUAUACACAAGGUCUUAUCUAAAGUGUUAAGGUUACUCUCAACUAAAGUGGCCUUAAGUGGUCAGUUUAUUGUAUUAGGCCUUGAAAGCCUAAGUUCAUCUUCAUCAUUAACAUCUCGAUCUACAUCACCAUCAUCAUCAUUAUCAUCAUCAUCAUCAUCAACAGAAAAGGUGAAAGUGAGAGAUAAUAUAAGGUAAGGAAGACGAAAUAUAAUAUCAAGUUAGAUUUUUGAAUAUAAGGGAUAUUUGCGAAUAGUAAGAGAUACAGAAAGAAAGAAAGAUAGAGUAAAAGGAAAGAAAGAGAGAAAAAAGAAAGAAAAACACGAAAAAGAAAGAAAAGAAAGAGAAAAAAAAAUAGAUGAUAAAAAUGAUGAGGAAGAUCAAAGAUCUCGAUCAGAGGGAAAAAAGUGAAAACUUGAGUCAUGUCAAUGACAAUUUCUUAUCAUCCCAGUGAUUUCAUCUCAUUCCGUUCAUGUCCAACCAGGUUAAUUAUACAGCGAAUUGUUAUCAUCCUCUGUAUCAUUUACCUUUCAUACUGUCAAUUGGUACAAAGUAAAUUAAUUAACCAACGAAAAGUUGAAAACAAUCCAAUAGAUCCAAUGGUUUUUGAUACAAGACAACGAUUAACUUCAACUAAUCAACAUUUAAUUAUUAAUUCAACAACAAACAAACCUAAAUUGUGCCGUUAUUAUCCAACAACAAUUAACAAAAAUCAACAAUUAGACCCAAAAAAUCAAACAUAUCAUAACCAAAAUAGUUAUCAUAAUGAAAUUGAGUUAACAUCAAGCUUAUCUUUAAUAGCAACAAUUAAUAAAUUGUCAUCACCACCAAUAUCAUCAUCACAAUUAGUAAAACCUAAUCAAUUACCAAUUAAUUAUGAUCAAAACAUAUCAAAUUCAGUGUAUCUCAAUUCAUCCAAUGGAUUAAUACCAAUCAACUCUCAACUUUCACCUCAACUUGACCCACCUUCAAGUCAACAUCACCAUAGACGACGACAUGAGAAACACCGUAAUCAACAACAACACCAACAACACCAACAACAACAACAACUACAACAAUUAAAUCAAUCCCAACAAUCAAAAUGUCACACAAUUAAAGUUCAUCGAUCCAGAAAAAUUUACCUACAAUCAAGUUGCAGUAAAAAUCAUAUUCACAUAUCAGGUAAAACUGUACGAGCAACAAAAACUCAACAUCUAAUUGACAAUGCAUUUUAUGUAACCGGAAUAGGAAUCCGAGGUGUUAAAGGUCAUGGUCAGUUGGUCCAUUUUAAAGGCUUAAUGACCGGAAAGUUUAUCUGCUACAACAAGAAGGGCAAAAUAGUUGCAAAGGACAAUGGUCAGUGGGAUAUUUCCUGCAUAUUCCGAGAGAUCUCUAAAUAUAAUAAAUACAAAUAUCGCUCAUUCUACAACGAUAAUUGGUUCCUUGGUUUCGAUUAUAAAGGUCGACCCAUUCGAGGGACAAUAAACCGACAUGAGCCCCAACGAAAUGGAUCUAGACGUCAACAUAUCGGUCAACACUGUUAUGAAUUUUCAAAGAUUAAGAUUAAUUAGUAAAUUGGAUUAAAUAAUUAACAACAUUUUCAUCCUUCUCAUCAUCAUAUCAUCAAAAUCAUAUCAUCAGAACUUUUUUUUUCUCUUCACCAACAAUUCAAUUCCAUUUUAAUAUUAUUAUUAAUGCACAACGAAAAAAAAAACAUUCCAACUUUUUUUGCUCUAAAUUGAAAAUCUCUCAUUUUUUUUAAUAAUUAUUAUUAUAUUGAAGACUAUUUGAUUAUAUUAAUUAUAAAUGUAUAAUUGUCAAUCAAUCAACUGACUUUUACAACGAUUAUCAUAACAAUUUUAAUAUUAUUUUAGUAAAUAAU
This is a messenger RNA of Panonychus citri (citrus red mite), 2757 nucleotides long. RefSeq names its product probable serine/threonine-protein kinase DDB_G0280133. The record is from RefSeq and is a predicted model, not a curated record. Gene Ontology annotation, molecular function: growth factor activity. Lineage: Eukaryota; Metazoa; Arthropoda; Arachnida; Trombidiformes; Tetranychidae.